This is a messenger RNA of Ilex paraguariensis (yerba mate), 255 nucleotides long. NCBI's taxonomy places the organism in Eukaryota, Viridiplantae, Streptophyta, Magnoliopsida, Aquifoliales, Aquifoliaceae. The record is from the annotation of a GenBank genome assembly.
AUGGGCCGAGUAUUAGUGGGUGAUUCAAAAUUAGAGGAUCAGAAGUCUAUGAUUGCUGCGCAGUCAGAGUUUAACUGGAGGGCUUCGAAAGUAGGGAUUGAUGAGAACAUGGAUGACACGAUGGCCAAUGUGAAGGGGGCACAAGGGGCUCUGCUCAAGUAUCUCAAUUGCAUCUCAUCAAAUAGGUGGCUGAUGAUUAAGAUCAUCUUCGUUCUGAUUUUCUUCCUCACGAGCUUUCUCUUUUUUGUGGCAUAG